This is a messenger RNA of Procambarus clarkii (red swamp crayfish), 1401 nucleotides long. Lineage: Eukaryota; Metazoa; Arthropoda; Malacostraca; Decapoda; Cambaridae. The record is from RefSeq and is a predicted model, not a curated record.
AUGAGGGACAGGUUUGCGCUUGGACUGGUCGCUGCUCAUACACACCUGCAGUACCCGCCCACAACUGCUCAUACACACCUGCAGUACCCGCCCACAAAUGCUCAUACACACCUGCAGUACCCGCCCACAGCUGCUCAUACACACCUGCAGUACCCGCCCACAGCUGCUCAUAUACACCUGCAGUACUUUCCCACAGCUGCUCAUACACACCUGCAGUACCCGCCCACAGCUGCUCAUACACACCUGCAGUACCCGCCCACAGCUGCUCAUACACACCUGCAGUACCCGCCCACAGCUGCUCAUACCCACCUGCAGUACCCGCCCACAGCUGCUCAUACACACCUGCAGUACCCGCCCACAGCUGCUCAUACACACCUGCAGUACCCGCCCACAGCUGCUCAUACACACCUGCAGUACUCGCCCACAGCUGCUCAUACACACCUGCAGUACCCGCCCACAGCUGCUCAUACACACCUGCAGUACUUGCCCACAGCUGCUCAUACACACCUGCAGUACCCGCCCACAGCUGCUCAUACACACCUGCAGUACCCGCCCACUGCUGCUCAUACACACCUGCAGUACCCGCCCACAGCUGCUCAUACACACCUGCAGUACCCGCCCACAGCUGCUCAUACACACCUGCAGUACUCGCCCACAGCUGCUCAUACACACCUGCAGUACUCGCCCACAGCUGCUCAUACACACCUGCAGUACCCGCCCACAGCUGCUCAUACACACCUGCAGUACUCGUCCACAGCUGCUCAUCCUCACCUGCAGUACCCGCCCACAGCUGCUCAUACACACCUGCAGUACUCGCCCACAGCUGCUCAUACACACCUGCAGUACCCGCCCACAGCUGCUCAUACACACCUGCAGUACCCGCCCACAGCUGCUCAUACACACCUGCAGUACCCGCCCACAGCUGCUCAUACACACCUGCAGUACUCGCCCACAGCUGCUCAUACACACCUGCAGUACCCGCCCACAGCUGCUCAUACACACCUGCAGUACCCGCCCACAGCUGCUCAUACACACCUGCAGUACUCGCCCACAGCUGCUCAUACAUACUUGCAGUACUCGCCCACAGCUACUCAUACACACCUGCAGUACCCGCCCACAGCUGCUCAUACACACCUGCAGUACUCGUCCACAGCUGCUCAUCCUCACCUGCAGUACCCGCCCACAGCUGCUCAUACACACCUGCUGUACCCGUCUACAGCUGCUCAUACACACCUGCAGUACCCGCCCACAGCUGCUCAUAUACACCUGCAGUACCCGCCCACAGCUGCUCAUACACACCUGCAGUACCCGCCCACAGCUGCUCACACACACCUGCAGUACCCGCCCACAGCUGCUCAUACACACCUGCAGUACCCGUCCACAGCUGCUCAUACACCUCCA